Messenger RNA from Misgurnus anguillicaudatus (oriental weatherfish), 6457 nucleotides. Lineage: Eukaryota; Metazoa; Chordata; Actinopteri; Cypriniformes; Cobitidae. The record is from RefSeq and is a predicted model, not a curated record.
GCUGUGUUAUAUUUUUCACGAUGAUGCAGUUAAAGUAUUAAUGAAUAUAAAGGCUGAUACACAUUUUCUACUUGUUUGUUAGCUCUUACAGUGAUCUGUUGGAGUUAUCAAGGCUCAAUAAACUUCAUUAAGACCAUCAGUAAAGUUUUGGCCGUUAUUAGGAUGGGGUCCGCUACAGUAAGAGCUUCACCCUCGCUGUUUCUGACGCCGCUGCACGUGCUUCAAAAAAGACGACGGUAAAUGGAACGCAGCCACGCGGAAUCGGCGUAAUGGUUAACGGAGUUUAAAAGGCAUGAAAAAGUGAGCUCAUUAUGGAAACGGACACGGAAAAACAACGACCUAAAGGCACAUCUCAAACAGAAACGGAAGGUAAAGGAGAGAAUGAUGCAGAAGGAGCUGUUAAAGGUAAAGAUAAAAAUGAAUCUGAGCAACAAAGUGAAGUGCAAGAUAGUGCAGAGCUCCCUCGACGUUCAGAACGUCAUCAUGUUCCCACAGAAAAAAUACUUGCAUAUAGAAAGGAGGAAUGCAGUAAGAAAGAGAAAAGAUUAAUCAAUAUGUAUGAAGAAUGGAAAUUAAAAGCACGCAAAGCAAGACAUGACUUAAAAUCAGACAUUUCAGAAAAACAGUUAGCAGAAAUUGCAGACUCUCUGGAGGAUAAAAUGAACUGCAUCAUGAAAAUCUUUAGUGAAAUAAGGGAGCAUAUUACACCUGCUGCUGAUUUAAGACGUAAAAUUGAUGCAUGUGAGGCUGUUACCAAAGAUAUCAUGAAAGUUAUUUUGGAAAGAUUGGCAACAGUUGAUGGUGAGUUUGAUGAAGACAGAGAAAGAGGCCGUCUUCGUGAACUUUUAGCACAUAGUUACGCUCGUUCUGUAUAUGGCUCAACUGCUUCAAAAGGUAUCAGCAGCCAUUCUGGAUCAUCUUGUACAACAGACAAACGAGCAGAUGCUGUAGCAGAGCUGGUUGCUAAGGAGACUGAAUAUAAAAUAAUGCAACUUGAAAGGCAACAAAAGGAAAAAAUAAGAUGUCUAGAAGAGCAACUAAGGAUAGAGGAGGAAACUCAUAGGUUUGAAAUAGAAAGAUUAAGGAUGGAAAAGGAUUUAAAGGUUGCUCGUGCCAAAGUAAAUUCAUAUGAUGAUGAAGUAAAACAAGAGAUAAAUAGUCAGUCAAUCCUGAAUGAACACGAAAGUCAAAGAAACUUACUCUCUUCAGUGACACAUCAACAAGAGAAUGUUGUACAAUCAGCACAUCUUAGUGAAGUGACUCAACUUGCACAAGCAGUUCAGGACAGCAUAGCAAUCAAUAGACUUCCUAUACCUGAGCCUACAGUGUUUAAUGGAGACCCAAUUCAGUUCGUGGAAUGGAAAUCCUCAUUUAUGUCACUCAUAGACAAAAAAGGCAUCUCCACAGCUGAUAAACUCUAUUAUUUGAAAAAAUAUGUGAGUGGACCAGCACACAAAUAUCUAGAGGGCACUUUCUAUCGAAGUGAUGAGGCAGCUUACAAAGAAGCGUGGAACAAACUAAACCAGAGAUUCGGCCAGCCUUUCAUAAUUCAAAGAGCUUUUAGGGAAAAGCUGUCGACGUGGCCUAAAAUACGAUCUAAAGAUGCAGAAGGAUUAAGGACAUUUUCAGAUUUCCUAAAUGCCUGUCUUCAUGCUGUACCUCAUGUCAAAGGCCUGGAAAUAUUAAACGACUGCGAGGAAAACCAAAAGCUGGUACAAAAACUUCCUGACUGGAUAGCAUCCAGGUGGAACCGUCAGGUUACAGUUUCCCUCAUGGAAGGUAAAGAUUUUCCAAGCUUUAAAGAUUUUGCUGAGUUUAUGUCUACUGAAGCCGAAAUUGUAUGUAAUCCCAUCACUUCUCUGCAUGCUCUUCAUUCACGUGAACUGCCUUCUGAAAAGGUAAUGUCAAAGGAAACGAGAAGAAAUAAAGCAGUUGUUUUCCAUACUCAGUCCUCUGUAAAUAAUGACAAAACUCUCACAGCUAAAGGACAGUCAAGAGCUACAUGCAUGUUGUGUCAUGAUGAUAAUCAUCAGCUUUGCAAAUGUCCAAAAUUCAUGGAGAUGUCUCUGAAAGACAGAAGGGUCUAUGUCAAAGACAAUAAACUGUGUUACGGCUGUAUGAAACCAGGACAUAGUGCAAAGGAGUGUCGUCGUCGUCACACAUGUGAUGUUUGUAAAUUACGACAUCCCACAUGUCUUCAUGAUUACAAUUAUGUGACUAAUGCAAACAGAGAAAGAUCACUGCCCACGGUGAGAGAUGUGUAUGCACAGGAAAGAGAAACUACUAAUGCCAUGUCACUUAAUGUCACAAGUGAAGAUCAAUCAAUCACUACUUCAAUGAUUGUACCAGUAUGGGUGUCAUCUUGUAAAAAUCCAUCUAAAGAACAACUUGUAUAUGCUUUGUUAGACACUCAAAGUGACACCAGUUUUAUUGAUGAAGCAGUGAGUAAUGAGUUGCAAGUAGAUACUCACCCAGUGAAACUCAAGCUUACCACUAUGCUGGGAGACAAUAUGGUCAUAAAAAGCAAGAGAGUAUCAGAUCUUCGUGUGAGAGGAUACAAUUCUUCAGUGCAUAUCGAUCUUCCUCCUACAUACACGAAAGAGUGCAUUCCUAUAAAUCGUGACCACAUACCGACACAGGAAACGGCAAAGAACUGGAAUCAUUUAAAGCCAAUCACAAACGAACUACCACCUCUUCUCAGUUGUGAAGUGGGCUUGCUUAUUGGCUAUAACUGUCCUAGAGUACUAGCUCCUAGGAAAGUCAUACUGAGUAAAGAUGAUGAGCCUUACGCCAUUCUAACUGACAUAGGAUGGAGUAUUAUAGGCUGCUCCACACCAGGAUUUCGUGAAUCCACAAUCAGUCUUUGUCACAGAAUAACCACGAAGGAGAUGCCAACUUUGACGCCUUUAGAGGCAAUUCAUGUUCUUGAAUCAGAUUUUAAGGAUGUCGCCACGGAGAACGCACCAGUUUCACAAGAAGACAUUAUGUUUCUAGAUAAACUCAGGGAAGGCAUAAACAAAAACGCUCAAGGACAUUAUGAAAUGCCCCUUCCAUUUAAACAAAGACCAUUCUUACCUGACAACAGAGAGCUUGCCAUUGUCAGACUCAAUCAUUUGAGCAGAAAAUUCUCUAAGGAGGAGAAAUACAAGUCAGACUACAUUACUUACAUGAAUGACAUCAUUGAAAGAGGUGAUGUAGAAAUUGUGAAUGAUGAUGGAACUAAUGGGGAAAAAUGGUAUAUACCCCAUCAUGGCAUCUACCACCCAAAAAAGCCAGACAAAUUACGUGUCGUGUUUGAUUGUUCAGCGAAAUAUAAAAACACCAGUCUCAAUGAACAUCUGCUAACGGGACCUGACAUGAUAAAUAACCUCACAGGUGUCCUCCUAAGGUUUAGAAAGCAUCCUAUCGCUGUAACAUGCGAUAUUGAGAAAAUGUUCCAUCAAUUUCAUGUCCCAGAACGUGACCAUGAUUAUCUGCGCUUCCUAUGGUGGACAAAUGGCGACACACAUUCAAUACCUCAAGACUACAGAAUGAGAGUACACCUUUUUGGUGCAGUGUCUUCGCCUGGUUGCGCAAACUAUGGCCUAAGACAUAUAGCUAAUGAGUACAGUCUUUCACACCCACUGGGUGCACAAUUCAUCACCAGAGAUUUUUAUGUUGAUGAUGGAGUGACAAGUGUAGAGACGGUGGAAAAGGCCAUUCAGUUAACAAAAGAAGCACAGGAGUUGUGUGCUAAAGGUGGUCUUCGACUGCACAAGUUUAUAUCGAAUGACAGCACCGUUCUGCAAAGUAUACCAGCAUCAGAAUGUGCAGUAAGUUUUGCAACAAAGGAUCUUACUUUCAAUGACAUGCCACUGGAAAGAGCAUUAGGAAUUCACUGGAGCAUACUGACGGAUAGUUUCAGAUUCCAUAUUCCACUAAAGGAUCAACCUACAACACGUCGUGGCAUUCUGUCAACCAUUGCCUCCAUAUACGAUCCUUUGGGUUUCGUAGCUCCAUAUGUUCUUAAUGGAAAAAAAAUCCUGCAAGAAAUGUGCCGCCAGGGUACAGGCUGGGAUGACUCGCUUUCUCCUGCACUAAGCCCUCGGUGGGAGAAAUGGCAAGAUGACUUUGUCAACCUGGAAAGGGUAAACAUACCACGAUGUUAUGUACCUACUGAAUUUGGUAAGGUUGUAAAAACAGAAAUACACCAUUUCUCAGAUGCAAGUAACUGUGGCUAUGGUCAGUGUUCUUACCUGAGAGUAAUGAAUGAAAAUGCAAACAUCCAUUGUGCUUUUCUCAUUGGCAAAGCUCGAGUUGCUCCCACAAAGGUGGUCACAAUACCGAGAUUGGAAUUAACAGCAGCUGUUGUAUCGGUCAAAAUGAGUGACAUCCUCAGAGAAGAGCUUGACCUCUCCAAUGUGAACGAGUUCUUUUGGACGGACUCUAAAGUAGUUUUAAGCUACAUAAAUAAUGAAGCUCGACGUUUUCAUACGUUCGUAGCCAAUAGAGUUCAAAGGAUACGACAAAGCACGACUCCUAAACAAUGGUUGUAUGUUCCUUCGAAUGACAACCCGGCAGACAAUGCCUCUAGAGGAAGAACUAUAAGUGAGCUGCUCUCAUCUAACUGGCUCUCUGGUCCACCAUUCCUUUGGAAAAAGGAAAUCGUUGCUACAGACGUUGAGCUGGAACUUGCAGUAGGAGAUCCAGAAGUCAGGAAAGUCCAAUCAUUUCAGGUAAUAACAACAAAAAGCAAAGAUCUUAUUGACCAUCUUUCCAAGUUCUCAUCUUGGCCCAAAGCUGUCAAAGCCAUUGCACGCCUUUUGAGACUAAGUAGAAAGGAUAAAACAAAUUCACCUGCAACUGUGAGUGAACAAGAGGAUGCAAAACAUUUGAUCCUAAAGGGAGUGCAAAAGCAAGUCUAUCAGAAGGAGAUAGAUAUUUUGAAUCAAGGAAAACAACUCCCAGGCCAUAAUAAAUUACACCACCUUGAUGCUUUCAUUGACACAGACGAUAUGGUCAGGGUGGGAGGAAGAUUAAGUCAUUCAUCAUGCACUCACUCAUUUAAACAUCCUUUGAUUAUUCCCAGAGAACAUCACAUAACCAAAUUAAUAAUUGCACACAGUCAUGAAAGAGUGAAGCACCAAGGCAAGGGAUUCACAAUCAAUGAUAUUAGGUCUUGUGGUUAUUGGAUACCUGGAAUAAACAGAGCUGUCACUUCAUAUAUCCACAACUGUGUAAAGUGUAGAAGGCUGAGAAAAUCUGCUGAAGGUCAAAGGAUGAGUGAUCUCCCUACAGAACGUGUGGAACCUUCCUCACCUUUUACGUACUGCGGCAUGGAUUGCUUUGGUCCUUUUAUGACUAAAGAGGGCAGAAAGCAACACAAAAGGCAGACUCAGUGAUGCUUCAUUGCGCACCUUGUUUUAUGAGGCUAUGGCAGUAGUCAACAGUCGCCCCCUAACUGUGGACAACCUGAAUGACCCUAAAAGUCUAGAACCUCUCACGCCUAACCAUCUAAUCACCAUGAAAUCCACAACACCUUUACCACCACCAGGAAAAUUCACAAGGGAGGAUGUAUAUGGAAGAAAAAGGUGGAGACAGGUACAGUACCUUACGGAGCAAUUUUGGAGUAGAUGGAAAAAGGAGUAUCUACACACUAUUGCUACACGACAGUGCUGGCAUGCUCCUAAAAGGAAUUUUCAAGUUGGUGAUGUAGUUAUGGACAUGGAUGAAUCUUUGUCAAGAAAUCAGUGGAGAAUUGGAAGGAUCGUGGAGACUGUUUCAAGCCCAGAUGGAUUGGUUAGGAAAGCCAAAUUAUUACUUGGUGACAGGAAAUUGUCCAAGAAAGGAGAACGGAUAAAUAAGAUAUCAAUGGUAGAAAGGCCAGCUCAAAAGUUGGUUUUGCUAUUGGAAGCCGAGUGAACUGAUUUACAUAUGGACUUCAUAUUACUUCAAACACACACAAAGGUUAAAGAAACAAAUGGAAAUUAUUCAUGUUUAAAGGACAUUCAUAAUUUGGUGGGAGUGUAGCAGACACCUCUAAAUAAUUUCUUUAUUUUGUAUUUAAUUUGUUUAAAUAAUAAUUUGACAUAUUUUGAGUGUUUGGAGCUAUAUGAUAAUGUUCCGGUUUGGUAUAAGGUGGGACUCUUAUUUUGAAAAGCGGCAGCAUCCAUUGCAGUCACGGUUGUGAAAAGCAUAUCUGCACUACGGUUUAUCAGCUCCUUAAGUUUUAUAUUUUGUUAGCACCCCCCUAAAGGGCAUAAGGUGUGUAUGUUUAUAUAUCUAAACUGUUAAUUUAAGUAAAUGAUGUGUUAUAUUUUUCACGAUGAUGUAGUUAAAGUAUUAAUGAAUAUAAAGGCUGAUACGCAUUUUCUACUUGUUUGUUAGCUCUUACGGUGAUCUGUUGGAGUUAUCAAGGCUCAAUAAACUUCAUUAAGACCAUCAGUAAAGUUUUGACCGUUAUUAGGAUGGGGUCCGC